CACAAAGUGGGAGGGCAAUUGGCAAUGUUUAGAUGUCGAUCCCGAGGCAGGUAGCUGCAAUUUCAGUUGAGGUAGUGUCCCUUUAACAGCUCAUUUGGGUUGGAUUCUUAACUUUCAGUAUGGGGCUUGAGCUGUACUUGGACCUGCUGUCCUCUCCUUGCAGAGCUGUUUACAUCUUCGCCAAGACAAACAGCAUUCCGUUCGAGUACAAGGAGGUGACACUUAUGAAAGGAGAACAACUUUCUGAGGACUUUGGGAAGGUGAAUCCUUUAAAGAAAAUUCCAGCUUUGAAAGAUGGAGACUUCACCAUGUCUGAGAGUGUUGCAAUCCUGCUGUAUUUGGCUGAAAAGUACAAGCUGCCUGAUCACUGGUAUCCUGCCAACGUGGAAAAACGUGCUAAGAUCAACGAGUUCUUGUUCUGGCAUGUUAAUGUGAUCCGUUCUCUAAUAGGAAAGGAUUUUUGGCUCAAGAUUCUGGUUCCCACGGUUUUAGGAAGGACUGCUCCUGCAGAAAAGCUAGAGGCAGUUGAACAAGAAUUCAGUGCAGCCCUGGACCAGUUUGAGAAAACAUUUCUGCAGGGCAAGACCUACAUCUCAGGAGAGGAGAUUUCAGUGGCUGAUGUGCUGUCAUUGUGUGAUCUCAUACAGGCUACUUGUACUGGUCAAAAUAUUUUUGAGGAACGUCCCAAGAUGGCAGCUUGGCGUAGGAAUGUGGAAUCACACAUAGGAAUGGAGUUGAUCAAUGAGGCACAAAAAGUAGUCCUAAAUGCUGGAAGUUAUUCCAAGGAUUCCAUGGACUCUAAAGGUGUAGAAUGGUUAACGGCCCGGGCCCAGUUGCUGCUUUCAUAAUGCCAUGGAGUGGGCAAAUUUUGUUCAAAGUUCUUUUCUCUUUCAUCUGACAAGCUUUUACUUGUUAUAAAUUCAGACGACAUCUAUAGAUCUAUAUGCAAUUAUGUAACUAUUGGCAAAUGGAAAUUCAGGCAGUACCUAGAAAGAGUUUAUUAAUGAUCGUUAGUUUCAUAGGUUUUAAAAUGUUGCUGUAUGUUGUAUACAGAUCAACCAUAGCAUUUAGUGAAUGCCAUGUUUGCCGUCUGGUGCAGUUAUAUGAUUAGACCUAAACACUUCAAAAUCUAAAUAUAUAAGUAAUCUGAGUUUAAGAAGUAGUAAUGUUCACCAAAGUGUUUUAUAAACAUCAGUGAGAAAAGUCUGUUAUUCUUAUGCCUGCUGUUUGAUUUGACAAAGAACGCAAGAAAGAAAAUAAUUGCUUGUGCUUACGUAAUAGUAAAGACAGAGCUACGACCAUGUAAAAUGUAAUUUGUCAUUUUGUUCGUAAUUCGUGCUGUAGCCCAAAUAAUUCUAGCAAACAUGGCAUUAGAAACCUGGUAUGUCCAAGAUGUAUACCCUUUCUAAAAAUGUUUUGACCAAAAUAAACAAUCUGCAUUAA
Protopterus annectens (West African lungfish) is the source of this 1443-nucleotide messenger RNA. Its product is annotated as glutathione S-transferase theta-1-like. Lineage: Eukaryota; Metazoa; Chordata; Ceratodontiformes; Protopteridae. Gene Ontology annotation, molecular function: glutathione transferase activity. Gene Ontology annotation, biological process: glutathione metabolic process. Gene Ontology annotation, cellular component: cytoplasm. The record is from RefSeq and is a predicted model, not a curated record. The coding region runs from base 120 to 848 and encodes 242 amino acids. The transcript is spliced from 5 exons.